AUGGAUCACAAGUCCUCGUUGGAUCGCUUGGCACAAAUCGCCAACAUCUCUCACGAACUCGCCGAGCUCAACCGCCAGAUCAAAGAAGAGAAAUCUCCAGAUUACCAUAUGAAUGGUGCUUCCUCAGCCAGUGGCAGAUCAAGGUCCCCAGAAGCAGCGAGAGCUUCAGGAGACCAUACACUCAAGCCGAAAAGACUAGCUUGUACCUCGUGUCGCCAGCAGAAACUGAAGUGUGAUGCCCAGGUCAGAGAUCCUCUUCCGUGCACUCGAUGUGAGAAGAAAGGUCUACAAUGUGUGGUGAAAGCAGACUUCAAGAGAACGGAGAAAAGGGCACGUUUGGCGCUGAUAGAAAAGGAGUUCGCAGAGUUGAAGAAAACAUUUACCAGUCAAAUGCCGCCAGAAAUGAUGCCUUCGGCAUCUUCAGCUUCUCCACAAGUAAACGCUUCUCAGACUGGGCAGCUGCUAUAUCAGAACAAGACGCCGGCUCCUGCUAUUCCUCCAGCGCCGAUGACCUCAAGUGUCUAUUCUGGUUUGCCCUCAGCUCAAAUCACGCCUCCUCUCCAGCCCACGCUGUCAAGAUUUCCCAAGCAGCUGUUUUUGAAUAUCAACCCUUCAGAGAAACCGUCCGAGGCACACCACUUCGUGGUGCCGCAACUGGCACUCAUUUGUGAAGAAAAGUCGCUUGGUUCAGUAACUCUACUGCCUCAAGACAUUGCACAGUUGUAUUUGCAUUACGUCAAAUGCUAUCAUCCUACACUCCCCGUGGUAGAAAUAGCCAGAGGACCAGAACGUAUCUAUAGACUCUGCCCUGCCCUCUUUUGGGUGAUUAUGUUUGUGGCACUGCGGAGAAGAGAUGACGGCGGCAGUCUUCUUCUUACAUUGCUGCCCUUGGUAAAAGACAUCCUUUCAGAAAUCACCAUCUCCCCUAUAAACAGGUAUCACCCAACCGAGGAGGACGAACCCAUCAUGAAUGCGUGCUCUGUCUAUUCCGUCCAGGCAUUUGUGUUAUACUCGAUUUGGCCGCCUUUGACGUCGUCUCUUAGCUCAGACUCCUCAUGGAACACUAUUGGUGUAGCUUUGUUUCAGAGCAUCCGCAUAGGACUCCAUUCUUCAGGUCAGGUUUUAGACCAGGCUCAGAGUGAAGAAAUCUCGCCCCAGCAGUAUGCCAUGGCUCAAGAACAAAUGAAAACAUGGAUUGUGUGUAAUAUUGUGUCGCAGAAUAUCGCCACAGUGUUUGGGUACCCUGCCUUUGUCCAAUUCGACUCAUUGCGCCCACAAUAUGUUGAUUUGCCAGUUGCCACGCGGCAUUUGAUGGAGAUUGCCCACUUUGAGGACCAGGUGGCUCGGUCCUUGACAUCUAACACCAGAGCUGAUUAUGGUGCCAACGUUAACGAACGUCUCUCUCUUAUCAAAGUGCUUCUACGCCAGCUUGAUCAACUUGAACUCAAGCUCACUCAAGACAACGUUCCAGAUAAUGGCUACAGAAAGAUCAAAUACAUCGUUGCUAGAGUGCAUCUCCUCACACAUUACUUUCUCGAUGCCACAAAUAUCCCACCUUUUGAGCUUUCCAAAGGGCUCGUCAGGCUUUACAACGCCGCGAUCUCUCUCAUUGAGUGCGUGAAGACACUCAUAUCUAUUGAAAAGGAGUUCGUCAAGUACAUGCCUGUGGUGUCGAUUCUAAAUAUCUGGCAAGCGUCUUUCAUCAUUGUCAAGCUCGCCCACUCUCCCCUUAAGUCGGUCCUUGAUGUGGAACAAGGCAAGCAAACAUACAUGAGCGCUAUCACCAUAGUUGCCAAGGCAUCUAUUUUGAAGCAUGAUGUGGCCUACAGAGCCAGCGGAAUAAUGAGAAAUAUGUGGCCGCUUUUCAAGACCCUAGAUGAGAAGCAGAUGACGACACUUUCGAUCAAAACAAGGUCACGCAAUGCUGCGUCGUUAUUCUUCGACUGUUUGUCCCUUCUUCGCGAUCAAGUCGGUAUGGCUCAGCUAAGUAUGCGAACAGAUGUCAGAGAUAAUGCGGAUGAUGAUAAUGACGAUGAGGUCAAUUCUUUUGGUGAAGACGAUGAAGAUGAUCACGCACUAUCCUCUGGGGAUGAAGAAUCGCCAGAAACACAAAGAAGGCACAGCAAAACACCUAGCCAAAAGUCGACGCCCGGAAGCAGUAGCUCCGGUAGAAAGCGCCGGCGGUCUCUUUCCAACGUGGGUGAUGCAGAAAGCAAGGCGAGAAAGAUCAUACGAACAAUUCCCUUGGACCCGCAGCCUAUUGCUGCGUCAAAGAGAAGCUCCAUAUUCAAAGUGGUGAAUACCAGCGCGGAAACCUCACCCAGUGUGAAGAAUGAGGAGCCUAAUUCCCGUAGCUCCAACUCUCCAGGAUAUUUGCGGAACGUUGCAAUGGCCAACAACGGGCACAAUCCCGCUACCCCACAAGUGGCCGGUAACGGACACAAGCCAAAGAUCAGCAAAGAAGCUUCAGACAUUUUUUUGAGCUUCGACGAGUCGCCUUCUCAGGGAGUUGGCAAUUUGGAUGUUUUUGAUGUAAAUAGUGACUUGCUCUGGAAAGACGUCGACAGUCUCAUGAACGAUUUUGGGUUCCAUACCUAA
Molecule: messenger RNA, 2598 nt
Organism: Candidozyma auris
Lineage: Eukaryota; Fungi; Ascomycota; Pichiomycetes; Serinales; Metschnikowiaceae
Gene: LEU3
Product: leucine-responsive transcriptional regulator LEU3
Exons: 1
Coding region: 1-2598 (865 amino acids)
Biological process (GO): regulation of DNA-templated transcription
Cellular component (GO): nucleus
Molecular function (GO): zinc ion binding; DNA-binding transcription factor activity, RNA polymerase II-specific; transcription cis-regulatory region binding
Source: RefSeq, a predicted model, not a curated record